GUCACGAAGACAAACGAUGUUGGCAAGCAAAGAAGAAAUCUGCAGAAAAUAGCAUAGCAGACACGGAACAAGAACACGAUAAAAGAAAAAAAGAAAACAUCUACAAGCCAGGUCUGCUGCUAUAGCAAGCAGACGAGGGCUUAUUCUCUUCUUCAAAAGUUUUGGUCUUGUUGAAGGGGUUAAGCUUCUCAUUUUCUCGUCAGUGUACAUCCAGUUCAUAUAUAGUAUUUCUAUUCUUUUUCAUCAUUAUUUCGGAUGUUUCAAAGCGCACAUCGAGAUUGGUGUGCUGCCAUUGAACGAGGAGGAUAAGUUCGUAGAUCUUUAUUUCGAGCUGAGUAGUGCAUCUGCUGGAGGAAUUGGAAGCAGAUCCGGGAGCUGCCUUAGUUUUUGAUCCGAUCAAUCUCCCACAAAAUGGUUGCUGCUGUCAAUCCUGUUGUUGGGUCCCAUGUUUGGGUAGAGGAUCCUGAUGUGUCUUGGAUUGAUGGUGAGGUUUUGGAUGUUAAUGGAGAAGCAAUCAAAGUCCUUUGCACUUCAGGGAAAACAGUGGUUGUUAAAGCUUCCAGUAUUCAUCCUAAAGAUACUGAGGUGCCAUCAUGUGGAGUGGAUGAUAUGACAAAGCUAGCUUACCUGCAUGAACCUGGAGUCCUGGACAACCUGAGAAUGAGAUAUGAUAUCAAUGAAAUUUAUACUUACACUGGAAAUAUAUUGAUUGCUGUGAACCCUUUUACAAAGCUUCCUCAUCUAUAUGAUAGCCAUAUGAUGGCACAAUAUAAAGGGGCAGCUUUUGGUGAGCUGAGUCCACAUCCAUUUGCAGUUGCAGAUGCUGCAUAUAGGCUUAUGGUUAAUGAGGGAAUCAGCCAAUCAAUAUUGGUCAGUGGUGAAAGUGGGGCUGGUAAAACAGAGAGUACCAAAUUACUAAUGCGUUAUCUUGCUUAUAUGGGAGGACGAGCAGCUGCUGAAGGUAGGACUGUUGAGCAGAAAGUCUUGGAGUCUAAUCCUGUUUUAGAAGCCUUUGGCAAUGCAAAGACUGUUAGGAACAAUAAUUCAAGUCGCUUUGGUAAAUUCGUGGAGAUUCAAUUUGAUCAGAUGGGGAGAAUUUCAGGAGCUGCCAUAAGAACUUAUCUUCUGGAAAGAUCACGUGUCUGCCAGGUGUCAGAUCCAGAGAGGAAUUAUCACUGUUUCUACAUGCUCUGUGCUGCACCUCCUGAGGAUGUUAAGAAGUACAAGUUGGGAAAGCCAGCAGCAUUUCAUUAUCUAAAUCAAUCAAAUUGCUAUGAGAUAGAAGGGCUUGAUGAAGGUAAAGAAUAUAUUGCCACAAGAAGAGCAAUGGAUGUUGUUGGAAUGAGUUCUGAGGAGCAGGAUGCAAUAUUUCGUGUGGUAGCUGCAAUUUUGCAUCUUGGAAACAUUGAAUUUGCCAAAGGGAAGGAAAUAGACUCAUCUAUGCCCAAGGAUGAAAAAUCUAUGUUCCAUCUACAAACUGCUGCUGAGCUUUUCAUGUGUGAUGCAAAGGCACUUGAAGAUUCUCUUUGCAAGCGUGUAAUUGUUACUCGUGAUGAAACCAUCAUAAAAUGUUUGGAUCCAGAAGCUGCUGCACUUAGCCGAGAUGCUUUGGCUAAAAUUGUUUACUCUAGGCUGUUUGAUUGGCUGGUGGAGAAAAUUAAUAGUUCAAUUGGUCAAGAUCCUGAUUCAAAGUCCCUAAUUGGCGUGCUGGAUAUUUAUGGGUUUGAGAGUUUCAAAAAUAACAGUUUUGAGCAAUUUUGUAUUAAUUUGACAAAUGAAAAGCUUCAGCAACAUUUUAACCAGCAUGUUUUUAAAAUGGAGCAAGAAGAAUACAAAAAAGAGGAGAUUGAUUGGAGUUACAUUGAAUUUGUUGACAAUCAAGAUAUUCUGGAUCUCAUUGAAAAGAAACCUGGAGGUAUUAUUGCUCUUCUGGAUGAAGCCUGUAUGUUUCCUAGAUCAACACAUGAAACUUUUGCUCAAAAAAGGUAUCAGACAUUCAAAAACCAUAGAAGAUUCAGCAAGCCCAAAUUAUCACGCAGUGACUUCACAAUAUUGCAUUAUGCUGGUGACGUUACUUAUCAAACUGAAUUGUUCCUGGACAAGAACAAAGAUUAUGUUGUUGCAGAACAUCAGGCACUUCAUGCUUCCAAAUGCCCCUUUGUAUCCGGUUUGUUCCCCCUGCCCCUGAAGAAUCACCAACAAUCAAAGUUCUCUUCAAUAGGUUCUCGAUUUAAGCAACAAUUGCAAUCGCUACUUGAAACUCUUAGUGCCACCGAGCCGCACUACAUUCGGUGUGUAAAACAUAAUUUGCUUAAGCCAGCAAUUUUUGAGCAUAAAAAUGUUUUGCAGCAAUUGCGUUGUGGGGGAGUUAUGGAGGCGAUAAGGAUUAGCUGUGCUGGAUAUCCUACUAGAAAAACCUUUGAUGAGUUUGCAGACAGAUUUGGCCUUCUUGCACCUGAAGCUCUGGAUGGAAG
Prosopis cineraria is the source of this 2474-nucleotide messenger RNA. Its product is annotated as myosin-8-like. Gene Ontology annotation, cellular component: cytoplasm; myosin complex; actin cytoskeleton. Gene Ontology annotation, biological process: actin filament organization; vesicle transport along actin filament. Gene Ontology annotation, molecular function: actin filament binding; ATP binding; microfilament motor activity. Lineage: Eukaryota; Viridiplantae; Streptophyta; Magnoliopsida; Fabales; Fabaceae. The record is from RefSeq and is a predicted model, not a curated record.